UCCGCCGCCGUCGCCAUGACUGUGACCGGAAGUGACGCUGCCUUCUUCUUCUUUGAGGUUCUGUCUUACUGCCGCCGUGCGGUGAGGCGGAGUCAUGCUUUUAUUUUGACGCCAGUCCGGAAGUGGCUUGACCCUCAGAUCACAACAGCUCGGCCGGAGAAGAAGUCGCUUCAUCCGGAGCUUUCCUCUUGUCUCCGCCGCAGUUUGACGCUCGUUUUCCGCAGUUUUUUUCCCGCCCUGAGCCUGUCACGGUCGUCCAGGAUGGUCAAAGUGUCUUUUAACUCCGCGCUGGGGCAGAAGGACGCGAAGAAGGACGCGGAGAGUCUCCUUCACGACGAGGACACAGAUGCCGAGGCGGCGGUCCCGGUCCGUCCUCAGUCCUGGGCCUGGUGCUGGUGUCUUUUCUUCGGGAUCGUGCUCAUGGUGUCGGGCGCCGUGGUGGGAGGAGCCUAUCUGUACCGAUACUACAUCCUGGAGGUGAGCCGGCCGCAGCUUGCUGAGCAGGAGGAUCGAGUCUACUGGUGCGGGGUGAGGUACCGCGAGGAGGACUACAUGAUCGCAGAGGAAGACGAGGUGGAGGUGCAGCUGCCUAACCACGUGCGUCAGGUGGAGGAGAGGAUCCGGGUUCUGGAGCGGGAGCAGGUGGAGCUCAUCAGCGUUCCCGUGCCCGACUUCGAUGACGGCGACCCGGCAGACAUCGUCCACGACUUCCAGAGGAGUCUGACCGCCUACCUGGACCUGAGCCUCAACAAGUGCUACGUCAUCCCGCUCAACACCUCCAUCGUCAUGCCGCCACGAGACUUCCUGGAGCUGCUCGUCAACGUCAAGGCCGGCACCUACCUGCCUCAGUCCUACCUGGUCCACGAGGAGAUGAUCGUGACGGAGCGCCUGGAGCACGUGGACCAGCUCGGCUACUUCAUCUACAACCUGUGCCGUGGCAAGGACACCUACAAGCUGCAGCGCCGAGACCGGAUCCUGGGUAUGCAGAAGCGCGAGGCUCUCAACUGCCGCAAGAUCCUUCACUUUGAGAGCAAGUCUGUGGUCCAGACUCUGAUCUGCGAGUCUUAAGCGGCGUCGUGGCGUCGCGGCGUGCAGUGACACCUGCGUUUGACCCUCACCUGUCUGUUUUCUGUCCUUCAGGUAGUUUGAGUGAGUGAGACGAGUGAAAUGUGAAUUAAAAAAAGCUUUUCCACUUUUCUGUUCGGGGAUCUUUCCAGCAGCGAUUAGCCGAUAUAAGAUGGUAAAUUAUUUUAAUCAAACGUGACUGCAAGUAUAACCUGAGCUUUUAUUUUGAUAGACAAGGGAAGUUAGUCUUUUUAUUUCAAGAUUUCAAGAAAAAAGGCGACUUUUUUACGAUGAGACUUUGUGUUUUUGUAUUAGUCUGCUGUACUCCUUCAGGUUCUUCAGUUCUGUCUGUUUCUGAACGUGUCGCUUUGUUUUGGAGAACUCUUCCUGUUGUACUAACUCGUGUAUAUAAUCUAUAAGAUGAACAACUCAAUAAACAACCGAAAAAUGA
Messenger RNA from Larimichthys crocea (large yellow croaker), 1516 nucleotides. RefSeq names its product integral membrane protein 2B. The transcript is spliced from 8 exons. The record is from RefSeq and is a predicted model, not a curated record. Bases 16 to 1068 code for a protein of 350 amino acids. Gene Ontology annotation, biological process: negative regulation of amyloid precursor protein biosynthetic process. NCBI's taxonomy places the organism in Eukaryota, Metazoa, Chordata, Actinopteri, Sciaenidae. Gene Ontology annotation, molecular function: amyloid-beta binding. Gene Ontology annotation, cellular component: plasma membrane; Golgi apparatus; extracellular exosome.